GAGGAACUGAAAGCACGUGGGGAUCCUGGGCCUCUCAUCCCGCUGCCCUGACGCCCACCAGAGCCCGGGUCCCCCUUCCCCUGCCGGGAUGCUGCUCGCUCUGCUGCUCCUCCCCUGGGCAUGGGGGGCCCUGGCCGCCUCCCCUCCUGUCCCCCCAGCGUCUAUCACCCUCCAGCUGCUCCAAAUCGACGUCUUCCACAACGCAGGCUCCACGGACACACAGGGGAUGGCCCUGCUGGGUGACCUGGAGACCCACUCCAUGGACUGCAGCACCUGCGAGAUCCGCUUCCUGCAGCCCUGGGCCCAGCAGGGCCUGACCCCGAAGCAGUGGCAGGACCUGGAGCUGCUGAUCCAUCGCUACCUGUUCAACUUCAACCGGACUGUGAACAGAUUAGCCCAGCACCACGGAGGGAGCUGUGAGUAUGGAGCGGUCUGAGGGGAUCCCUCCCCCCACCCACCCGGGGUGCUGAGAACUGACACACUCACCACAGCCACUGAGUGUGUCAUUGGGGGCAAGACAGCCAGUCCCUGGCCCUUUGGUUGAUUGGAGCCGGCGUCCCCCAGAGGGGAAACACCC
Molecule: messenger RNA, 577 nt
Organism: Chrysemys picta bellii (western painted turtle)
Lineage: Eukaryota; Metazoa; Chordata; Testudines; Emydidae
Source: RefSeq, a predicted model, not a curated record